Messenger RNA from Trichoderma virens Gv29-8, 1524 nucleotides. RefSeq lists its product as uncharacterized. The record is from RefSeq and is a predicted model, not a curated record. Gene Ontology annotation, biological process: transmembrane transport. Gene Ontology annotation, molecular function: transmembrane transporter activity. The transcript is spliced from 3 exons. Bases 1 to 1524 code for a protein of 507 amino acids. Lineage: Eukaryota; Fungi; Ascomycota; Sordariomycetes; Hypocreales; Hypocreaceae.
AUGGUCACUGCACCCUCCUCUGAAGAUAUUGAGAAGGUGGACUCCCCCAUCCAUGCUUCUAUUCACGAUGAAAAUCUCCCUGCCGUUGAACCCAAACUCUCGCGGAAAGGUCUGCCACUUAUUCCUCAACCAAGCGAUGACCCGUUUGACCCUCUCAACUUCGCCAGCUGGCGGAAGAUUCUUAUUCUACUGGUCAUGUGCGUGUGGACGAUCAUUGGACCCCUUAACAUGAUUUCCGUGGCAUCUGCUUUCUUCCCCAUCUCGGAAGAGCUACACAUGAGUCUUAACUCUGUGACUUACCUGGUUGGAGCUCCUUUACUUUCUUACGGAGUCGCAUCCCUGAUCUGGGUUUCUGUGGGCAAUCGCUAUGGUGUCCGUCUUGUGUUUGUCUUCACCAGCCUGGCCACAGGGCUGUUUUGUAUCUGGGGAGCAUUAGCCGACUCAUCAGGAUCGCUCAUUGCCGCCAGGACAUUGGCCUCCAUCUUCUCAGCGUCCCCAGAAACACUCGGACCUCAGGCAAUAGCAGACGUUUUCUUCCUUCACGAUCGUGCCAAAUGUAUGGGACUUUACGUGUUGUUCCAGGCUUCAGGGUUCGCAGUGGGCUCUCUUAUUGGAGGCUACAUUACGGCUGAUCUUGGUUGGCGCUGGAUUCAGUGGACUGUCGCCUUUUUGUCACUUGGGGCCUGCCUUCUUCUUUUCUUGUUCUUUCCGGAGACACAAUAUACCAGACAAUCUGGAAAUCUCCACCACCGUCAGCCCAAGAUCUGGGAUAACUUCAGAUUCUGGGCCGUAUCCGGAGGUGGACGCAGUAAAGUCGACAGUCUCUGGAAGUCCUUUUGUUUCCCUUUCAAGUACCUACCGCAUCCCGCCGUCAUCGCCAUGACCAUUCAUUACAGUAUCAUGUUAAUGGCAACCAACUAUAUGCUUACAUCCAAUACCUUUAUCUACACGGACGUAUACAACUUCAAUAUCAAGCAGAUAGCCUUGACCGGCUUUGCACCAUUGAUUGCAGUAUGGAUCGCCAUUCCGUAUUGCGGCAUCUUAAACGAUGUUGUAAUCUCGAGACUUCGAAAACGCGGAAACUUCUUACCCGAAUGGCGACUCAGCUUUUUUGUACCAACUUGUAUAAUUGGGCCUGUUGGAUGCAUCGUCGUUGGAGUCUGUGCCCAAAACAAAAGUCCUUGGAUUGCUCCCCUUAUAGGCGAAGCCCUAGUCAUGUUCUGCUUUGUUACUGCCAACAACCUUACCCAAACAUAUUUGGUUGAUAUUUACGAAGCUCGAGCAGACGCAACGCUUGUCGUUCUGAAUGGCUUCAAGAACUUUGCUGCCUUUGGUAUUUCGUAUGCAGUAGUGCCCUGGAAUACGUCGGCAGGCUACGCUGAACCCUUUGGAAUUUUGGCAAUGCUGAUAUUUGUCGCCCACAUCCCCAUUUUUAUCUUUUGGUGGAGAGGCAAGCAAAUUCGCGAAUGGAGCGCAAAGCACUGGAAAGAGGCCCAGCCAUCACAUCACGGCGAUGCCUUCUAG